UGGAACACGAGGAAGCAGCUUCAUGGCAUUUACAAGUACAUAUGGGUAUCUAGGGGUAAAAUACUAGUUAGAAAAAGUGAAGGUGAAAAGUCAAUAUGCAUUCGUAAUGAAAGUGAAAUCGUGGACUUACUUAACAAAAACUAAGUAUUUUUUAUUAACUACCUUAUAACUGGUGUUUAACUAUUUUUAUUAAAUUCAACGAUUCAUUUCAUUUAGACUUAAUAACUGAUGAUGAAUCUAUUAAUUAUGUAUGUACUGAUAGCAUAGAUAAUUGGAUAAGUCAAUGUAUCUACAAAAAAGAACUCUGUAUUAUUCACGUAAAUAUUCGUUCUAUAAAAAAACAUUUUUCAGAACUUUUAGUAGUGCUUAACAACCAUCUAAGUUAUAUAGAUAUAUUAGUAAUAACCGAACCUAAUAUCAAUUAUUCAUUGUUAACAUUUUAUAGUAUUCCUGGAUUUGAUGUAAAUGCACACACUCGUUGUGGGCGAAGAGGUGGAGGAGUGCUGGUUUACUCUCGCGCGGGGUUGUGCGCGCGGCUUAGCCAGAAACCUAGCCUUGUGAACGGCGAGCGUACGGCCGAGUUUGUUUCCAUUGUUUGCAACUGGCAAAGUGAGCAAUUACAAGUUAUUUCAAUAUAUCGUCCACCAAGAUACAAUAAUCAGAAUAAAAUCCAAGAAUUUUUAACAUUCUUAGAAAAACUUUUACAAUCAUUAUCUACUAGUGACAAAGUAAUUAUAUGCGGGGAUAUAAACAUAAAUUUGUUAAAAGAUACCGAUAAAUAUGUAAAAUGUUAUGAAGAUUUAUUAGCCGAACACGGUUUUACAAAAUGUAUCAAAGACGUGACGAGAAGGGAAAUUUUAAUGGGUAAUGUAGUCGAAUCAUGUUUAGAUCAUAUAUUUAUUAAAUCAUCCUCAGCAUUAAUCGAUUCUGCAGUCAUAAAACAUAAAAUAUCUGACCAUUAUUUGGUCGCGGCAUCUGUACAAUGGAAACAGACCCCCAAUGUAGCUCACUCGGGCGAGGUGUGUGAAUCACGCGCUGCCCCUGCCAUUACCUCGGCCCAGCGCUACCGCCGUGUGCUUGACAAUAGAUUAGUCAGAGAAAAAUUAUUAGAAACCAACUUCGAUCAUCUCUUAAAUAUUGAAUGCCCAUUUAAAUUAUAUGACGAGUUAUCUACUUUAUUUAGAGACAUAUACAACCAAUGUUAUAAAGUAAAAAAUAUGACUGGUAACAGGGAUUCUAGAAAUGAAAAGUAUUGGUUAAACAAUAGCUUAAAAAAUAUGGUUAUUGAAAAAGAUAGAUUAUUCAAAAUAUGGUCUAGUGAUCCAAAGAAUAUGGUAAAAAGACUAACUUAUACUAGGUACAGGAACAAAUGUCAAAAGGCAAUUUUUAAAUGUAACGUAGAACAUGAUAAAAAAACAAUUUCAAAUUGUAAUAAUAAUAUAAAAAAAGUUUGGGAUAAAAUUAAUGAAUUAUUGGGUAAAAAUAAGCAGUCUUUGGAUAAUCUAAUCUUAAAUAACAUAACUAAACAAGGUGGCACGCAGGCAGUCUGUAAUGAUUUUGCUGAUACAUUCUCAAAGGAAAUUGAUCAAAUAAAGCACUCCUGUGAUGAAAAAUGGCUGGAAAGGAAGACUUAUGUUAAAUUAUCGAAUGUGUGUAUGAGAUGGCAACCGGUCGAUGGCAAGGAUAUAAAACUAAUAAUUGAUAAAAUGAACAAAAAUAAAUCACCGGGCAGUGAUCUUAUACGCAUGUCUGACUUAAAAAUAAUUGUUGACAAGAUUAGCCCUGUAUUAUCUAAUCUGAUAAAUCUAUCUGUAAAAUAUCACAAAUUUCCACAAAAAUUAAAGGAAGCAAUCGUUCGUCCGGUCUAUAAGAGAGGCGAUCGUAAAGUUUUUUCGAACUAUAGACCAAUAGCUAUACUAUCAAGUAUUGACAAAAUUAUGGAAAAAUGUGUUGUCAAUCAAAUUGGAACUUUUUUACAAAAAAAUAAUAUCUUAACGGAAUGUCAACAUGGCUUCCAGAAAAAUAAAAGCACCAACACCUUAUUAUCAAAUUUUACAGACGAAAUUAAUGCACAUUUGGAAAAUAAAAAAAUUAUUGUAGCUAUUUUUUAUGAUUUUAAGAAGGCUUUUGAUACCUUAAAUACUGAGACCCUCUUAAAUGGAAUGGAGGAGUGCGGCCUGGGGCAGCCGUUGAACCCGUGGUUCAGGGACUGUCUCACGGCGCGCUCUUACCGUGUGAAAGUCGGCGACGCAUUCAGUGAGGAGAAACAAGUAAACUGCGGCGUCCCCCAGGGUUCUGGGUGUGGGCCAGUGUGCUACCUGAUGUAUGUAAAUAGCCUCUGUGAAGUAUUACGUCACUGCUCGGCCCACAUGUUUGCUGAUGACCUUUGUACUCUCAGCGCUAGUACCGACCUCUCGGAGAUGUGUCGCCGGGUUCAAGAGGAUGUGGAUGCGGUAGUUAAAUGGUCACAUGAUAACGGCAUCAUAUUAAACGCUGACAAAACAAAGAUGAUAAUUAUUCACUCCCCGUAUUUAAGUUCUAUUGAUAAUCCACCUCCUCUUUUUGCGCACGGCUUUGAUUGCUUUCAUAACAACAAAAUUAACUGUACGUGUAAACCUAUCGAAAAAGUUAAUUGUGUAAAUUAUCUAGGAGUAAAAAUAGAUACGUCUUUUUCUUGGGAUUCCCAUAUAGAAUUUUUGUGUAGAAAACUAAGAAUUUUAUUAGAAAAGUUUUACCAUUUACGUACUAAAGUCUCAUUGCCCAUACUAAAAUAUUUAUAUUUUGCACUUGUGGAUUCCAUAAUAGGUUACGCUCUUGACUGCUAUGGGUUAACAUUUAAAACAUACAUUGAUAAAGUAGAAUCAUUACAAAUAAGAUUUUUAAAAUUACUAGUAAAUAAAAAGACAAGGAAUCAAUGUAAAGGAGAUUAUUAUAAACUAUUCAAAAUAUGUAAAAUUUUACCGGCUAGCCUGAAACAUAGAUUCCUUGUACUUGUAAAUAACCAUGGUAAGCAGGAUCGUUUUACUAGUUUGGUGCAUCAUAUAACUGACACAAGGUCAAUGUCCAAAGGUAAAUUUGAAAUACCCAUGGUGCAAAAUUAUUAUGGAGAUAGAACGUUGAAGAAGCGGAUUCCAUACUUGCUCAAUAGUUUACCCGAGGACAUAAGACGUGAGACUUCAUUGGAUAAAUUUAGAGGUUUAUUAAAAAACCAUUUGUUAAAUAUGCUGUAACCUAUAAGUAAAUUAAGUGUAUUAGUAUUAGUUGUAGUAGCAGUGUUAGUAAUUUAGUGAUUUAGAAGUUAUGUUUAUUUAAGGCGAGUCACCUGCAGUCAAACUGCGUAAGCAGUUUUGUGGGGCAUGGUUUGAUUUAAGGUGUAACUUUUUUGUGAAUAAAUAUAUUUAAA
Molecule: messenger RNA, 3403 nt
Organism: Pieris napi
Lineage: Eukaryota; Metazoa; Arthropoda; Insecta; Lepidoptera; Pieridae
Exons: 1
Coding region: 861-3230 (789 amino acids)
Source: RefSeq, a predicted model, not a curated record